This is a messenger RNA of Penicillium alfredii, 540 nucleotides long. Its product is annotated as putative cystathionine beta-synthase (beta-thionase). Bases 1 to 540 code for a protein of 179 amino acids. The record is from RefSeq and is a predicted model, not a curated record. Lineage: Eukaryota; Fungi; Ascomycota; Eurotiomycetes; Eurotiales; Aspergillaceae. The transcript has 2 exons.
AUGGCUUCCUACCUGACCGGCAGCGAGGCCUUUGCUCGCGAGAAGCUCCCGUCGGAUUCUGUCCCUGCAGCUCUGCCAACAAAAUGGGCCGACAAGUACCGCGGGGCGACUGUCGAAGAUCUCGAUCCCCCUCCAGCCCUGUCCGUUUCGCCCGAUGAUCCAGUCUCCGCUGCCCUCAUGGCAGCAUACGAGCGCGACUACUCUCAUCUCACGGUCAUCUCAGCGACCAAGCGAUCUCUCCUCGGCUACCUGAACAUCCCUCGGCUCAAGGACCUCCUGCACAGCGGCGCCGUGCAAGAGACCGCCCCGGUAUCUUCUGCGAUGCAGCGCUUCAACCGGAAACGGGGUAUCUACCACGUGAUCACGAUGGAGACGCCCUUGGAGGAGCUUGAGGAAUUCUUCGAGAGCGAGACCGGCCCCAACGGCGACCAGCGAGACAAGCAGCAGUUUGCGGUCGUAACCGAUGUGGCGCGCAAGUUUGUUCUGGGCGUUGCGACCAAGGCGGACCUGGAGGAGUUUGUCAAGCGGAGACCCGCGUGA